Molecule: messenger RNA, 873 nt
Organism: Coccinella septempunctata (seven-spotted ladybird)
Lineage: Eukaryota; Metazoa; Arthropoda; Insecta; Coleoptera; Coccinellidae
Product: protein rolling stone-like
Exons: 1
Coding region: 1-843 (280 amino acids)
Cellular component (GO): membrane
Source: RefSeq, a predicted model, not a curated record
AUGGGAUGGAAGGAUCAGUUCCAAUGGAGGAAAUUGAAAUUUUCCUAUGAACAUCCCGAGCAAAUGGUCCUGUGCCAAUGGCAAACAGACGUUUCGACUCCAACGUGCUACCUACUUUUCCGCAUGGUGUUCCUCACCUUCUACUUGGGUAUUUGGUAUGCUGGCGUGCGUAUGGUGAAUAUAAGCAUAUCUUGUAAUUGCCUUCCGAGCAUCAACAAGGGUUCCAUCUUCCUCUAUUAUACCACGUGGAGCGAAUUGUUUUGCUGUGUAGCCUCUGCGUCAUCGUUAUUGAUAACUGUCACACAAUACGUCAUGGAAGACGAAGAAGAAGUCAAAAAGUCAGUCUUCGAAUGCAGAACGUGGUUCAAGAUUCAUCUGGUCUUUUAUACUUUGGCAUUAGACUCCUCUGUUGCUCUAGCUUUUGGUUACUUCGGAUACGUCUACUACAACGAGAGGAGAUACUACAGAGGUAUAUCGUACGUUCUGCACCUGUGGACCGGAGUUCUGAUGCUAUUAGAUUUCAUGCUUUCAUCUUUACCCACGAACCUCCUGCAUUUCUACCUCACACUAUCAAUUUCGUUGCUGUACGGAUUGUUUUCCUGGGUGUACUACAUAGUAGGGGGCAAGGAUUACCUAGGAGAAAAAUACCUUUACGAAAUCCUCAACUGGGAGGAUACUCCUUGGACCGCCAUUUUCGCUAUUUUAGGUACAUUUUUGUUCUUUGUAGCUGUUCGUGUUAUUGUGUUCGCCAUGUCUAGAUUGAGAGAUGUCGUAUAUCAUAAGUAUUAUUAUAGUGUUACCGAAGAAUCUGUGAAUCCUCGUAACUUUGUUGUGGUUUCUUGAAAUAAAACAAAAUCAAUGUGACGAAACCUA